AUGCUGCUGCAGCAGGCGACCCCCACGCCUGGUCCCAGCGGCACGGCGAGUCCCAAACGCAACAGACCCAACGGUGGCGCAAACUUCUCGAAGUUGAACAGUCCGAUAUUAAACGAUGGCUCGAAAGGGAAUUGUAGUCCCAGGUUCGGAUCUAGUAGUCCGAGUCUGGCUGCAGGUAGCCCGAAAUUCAACAGUCCGAGCGCGGGAGGCAGUCCAAACUUGGGCGUCAGUCCCAAGUUUGCAAGCCCAAAACUGGGAGGAAGUCCCAAAGGUGAAAGCAAAGCUCUACAAGACGAGACGGCUUUGGAGAGACUCCAGGUGGAACUGAAAGAGGGUUGGACGGUGCACACUGGCAGAGAGGGCAGACUGUACUAUUGCAAUCAUAUAACAAGAACGGCUAGCUGGCUACCGCCUGUCGAAAGCUGGCCAGCGAAAAAAGACAACGGCCGUAGCGACGAAGAAGAAGAUCUUCCAUUCGGAUGGGAAAAAGCGUUAGACAACAGAGGGAAACCUUAUUAUAUCAAUCAUUUAAACAAAACAACCACCUACGUAGCGCCCGAGAGCACGUCGAACGAGACGCCGCCCGCCCCCCGCGACGUGCUGCUAGAGAGACAUCCCGAACUCGGUUUCGGCUUCGUCGCGGGAUCGGAACGUCCCGUCCUCGUCCGAUUUGUUACUGACCACUCUCCUAGCGUUGGCAAGUUGGAGCCUGGCGACCAAAUUUUGUGCGUUAACGGGGAGGACGUCAGCUUAGCGGCGCGCGAACACGUCAUCUCCGCCGUGCGGGCGUGCACCGACAAGGUCACUUUACGCGUCUGUCAGCCCGCGAGGAGCGGAGACCCAGUUCGAAGAUCGGCCUUCCUGUCGGCAGCCAAGCGAGCCAGGCUGAGGCUCAGACCUCCGAGAGUACGCUUCGCGGAUUCUGUGCAACUCAAUGGAGCGCCGAUGUAUCCCCCUUCGGCAUUUUCUCUGGGCGACUUAUGUCUUCCACCGAUGGCCAACGUUCUCAAAGUCUUCCUCGAAAACGGUCAAACGAAAUCGUUCAAGUACGACGCAACGACCACUGUCAGCGACGUCGUCACCAGUUUGAAAGACAAACUUUGCAUCUCAGCUGAGCAGCACUUUAGUCUUGUGGUCGAGCACGUGAAGAGCUUAAGAAGGAAUAAAUUGACGUUGCUGGACCCCAAAGAGUCCUUGGCUAGGAUCGCAGCGCGGCCUGGGUCCCACAAAAUGCGUUGCCUGUACCGCAUGGUAUUCAUGCCGACUUCUGCAGCGGAGUUAGCGCAGCGAGACCUAGCGGCGCUGGACUACCUCUACAUGCAGUGCUGCAACGACGUCGCGCAGGACCGCUUUGCGCCCGAGUUGCAGCCGGAAGUGGCGCUGCGGCUGGCCGCCUUACACAUACAUCAGCAUGCGCUGGCGCAUAACUUAUCACCGGCUAAACUCACUAUUAAGGUCGUGGAGCGAGAAUUCGGCUUGGAACGCUUCGUGCCAUGUAGCCUUCUCGAGAGCAUGAAGAGGAAAGAGUUGCGACGGUUGGUCGCGCACUUCUUGAAACUCAACGCUCAGAUGACUGGCAGCCAAAGGCAACUUACCCAGUUACAGGCGAAAUUGCAUUACUUGGAUAUCGUCGGCGGACUACCAAGUUAUGGAGCCAAAUGCUUCAGUAGCAGUCGCCCGGAGCGAGUGCUUCUCGUCUCGCCGCGCUUUGGGCUGAGUCAAAUCAUCGGAAGAGGCAGUUCUGUGGAAAAUUUAAAAUUUCAGCCACAAUCGAUAGCGUCACUUGAAGAAGUAGAAAGCAUAAGGGUGAAAAGUGAAUAUUGCGGCAGUGCAGAGGUGGCUGUUUUCCUGCAGAGGGACAGGGUGUUGGCACUUCUCAUGGAUGAGAGAGAUGCAGAAGAAAUGCCACUCGUUAUAGCUGGGUAUUACCAGCUUGCAACCGGCAAGGAACUCAACGUCGAGCGAGAAAGAGAAAUCGUUACAGAAGAUAUCGCUCCACCGUAUUUAUCACAGCACAACGUUCUUCCGGCAAAAUGGAAUUACUUGCACUGUGCCGAUCCCAAUGUUUUGACGACGAAACACUUCGCCAUAUUCACCAUGCCUCCGCCAUACCACUCCACUCCGGAGCUGACGAAAACUCUCGACACUAACAUGAACUCAAACAUUGCUAACCGGAAUGACAGCAACAAUUCUAGUCCCAUGUUAGGGUACGAUAGAUCUAACUUCGGCAACGAUCUCACUUUCGACAAAUGCAAGCCCGAUAGCUAUAGGUUAUUCGAUCCGAACGACACUUGCUUCCUAGAUGAUGGCAUGGGCUUUGACCUGCAAAGCGUCCUAUCUAUGGAACUUUUAGAAAACGCCAAUAACCCUCGUCUCGUCGAAGCCAAGAACGACGAAGUGCUUCGACGGGUGGCAGAAAUGCAAAAACUAGUUGAAAACUCGGAACAGUAUUUGACUGAAAACUGUGAUGUUUACAACGAGAACGAUAUGUUAAGAGAUGAAUUAGUGGGUAGAGAGACCAGCGUAGAUCAAAUAGAGAGCGACACGGAGUCGUGCAAUAGUAAAAUGUCCGCGGCGGACGAUGCGCCCGGCAUAUUGAAGCACAGUGACUCGUUGUUAUUGCUAACUGAAACUAUCAAUCAGGGGCUGAGCGUGCUGAGCGCUCCCGAGGGCGCGAACGACGCGGACGAUCUCACGCAGAGGCAAUCGCAGGGUCUCAGUGCUAUUUUGAACAACUGCGGCUUGACCGACGCGUUGUUAGCUCUCAACAGUGAUAUGAUUUACUCCGAGAGCGACAACGACUCGUCCUACACGCCGACGAGCAGUCCGGUCAGAAAACAUUCAAACAGACCGACCGGCAAAGGUGCCCGAACAAGUUUCGGCUUAGUGAGCCCGGACUCUUCACAUUCACAAGACAACAAGGAGCCGAAUUUGAAAGAAUAUUUAAAACAACUAAGAGAAAAGAGCAACAGGGAGGAGAACGCCGCGCACCUUCCUUUUUUCUAUCAGGAAUCACUGGACAACGACGCCGAGCUUAUAGAUUUAACUUUACUCCCUCCGCCCCAAACUCCCGAUGAACUAGACUGCGCUUCACAAGUGCCUCAAAUUCUACCAGUUGUCCCUCCAUCGUUCGCGGACGACGACAAGGACUGUGUAGACGGAAAUGCGUCGCAACCGAAUGAGCUAGAUCAAUUCAUCGCCAACGUUACUGUUCAACCGCCGACUGUAAAGGUGACGCCCGCCAUUGAGCUCACCCCCGAGGAAAUCAUGUCCUACAUCAUACCGCCACCCCCGUCGAUAGCCGCGACGCACGCGGACGCCGGAAAACACCACAACGAGAGCGAAGUGAAAGCACACAAAAACGACAAACAAACAAACAGUGGCAAGCCUGCGAACGGUGAUGUCACUAAGGGAGCUAGGAGUGUUAGUGAGAUUAGAAAUAUGUUUUCUGCAAAAACCUUAAGCGACGCUAGAAAUAGUCUAUUAUUAAAGGAUAAAACUAAGCCUCAAUGCAAAUCCGAGUCACCGAAGGGAAGGAGAAAGAGUGCUCCUAAUGAAAAACAAGCAAACGGAACCGCACAUAUCAUAGAAUAUCCGACCGUCGAAAGAAAGGGAAUGUUUUCUUGCUGUAGCAAGGAUAAGAGCAAAAACGAAGAUAGCGAUGAAACGGAACAAAUAGAGGGACAGCUCUCUAAUUCCGAUUCCAUUCCUGACGUUUGUGAAGUGAGACCGCCGCCGAGAAGGAAAAGCGCAGAGAUCAAGAAACCUCCCGAGAGACCGCCGAAGACGCUUCCCGUGCCGGCACCGCGACCCCGAUCAAACUCAUUUACUUGUGUUAACAACGAGUUAACCGCUGUCGAAAUACCAAACAAUCACUUCAACACAUUAAACGGCAGAAAAUUAAGUUAUAAAGUGGUAUGUGACUCGAAUGUGCCCCAACAGACUCCUCCUCAAGUACCGCCUAGAGUAGAGAACAAGGCUUUAUCCCCACCUCCGGCGAUCAUGUUGCCUCCAAAAAAGCCCCCACUACCUCCGGUGCCCAGCAUAGAAGUUUUACGGCUGAAAACUUCACAAAAAAUAUCUCCAGUCCGAAAUACGGAGCGACACGCGAGCAUCGGUUCUCCGCAUUUCCAACGGAACCUCAACACGUACAGAACCCUCGAAAUGGAAGGCCAAUUGACUGACGACGAGUGUUCCGUUCGAUCGACGCAAAAAUACAGCUCUCUAACACUGCAGAACCGUCACGUGCGUUCCAACUCGGAGACUAAAAGUACAAUCCUGAGGAACAAGGAAAUGACUGGUCUGUCGUUGUGUUCACCGCAAAUGAAUAGACGAUUCAGCAAUCGACCCGAUCUGCUGAACGGCGCGCCGUUCGGGGACCGCCGAAUAUGCAGUCCUCCCCUCUCGGAGAAGAAAGCCCUCGGAACGGACGCUUCGAACCCCGGAUCUAAGACGCAAAACCAUCACGUGAGAUUCAAAGACGAGGUGGUAGACGAUAUUCCGACUCCCCCAUCGCCCCCGACGGUGAAAUUUCCAGAGUUCAAUGCGGGCAAUAAUGGACACGCGUCUAUAGAGAACCUUUUGUGUAAGACUGAGGUGGCCGUCGAUGGUCUACUGCAACGACUGCAUCAGGUGGCGCAGAAGUGUUCUCACCAACACUCCCACGGAGGCGGAGAGGACAUAGAUGAAGGCAAAUUCCAGCGCGCCCGUAGCGAGUUAACAUCGUGCGCGGUGUCUCUGGUGGGAGCUUCGCGGACUCUAGUAGGUGCUUUGGGAUCGACGAGCAGCUCUACGGCGGCCGCUUCCUUGGCGGACUGUUUAGGUCCACUGAGGAGAUUAGCCGACUUAGCUCAGGCGCUCGGGAGGCACACGUCCUCACCUCUCCAGACUCGGAACCUCGUUUUGCGCGUGCACGAUGUCACCGCCGCCUUCAAAGAGCUGGCCGGGGCGGAGAUGGCACAAAUUAUACACGAGCAUAACGCGAAAGCGACGCGAGGCCAAGAAACCGAUUCCACUUUGGAAGGGCAGUUGGCCCUUCGCGCAGAAUGCCUGGCGAACGUUCUGGCGACUCUGCUCAGAAGCCUCCGAGUGUUCUCACCGUGA
This is a messenger RNA of Leptosia nina, 5103 nucleotides long. NCBI's taxonomy places the organism in Eukaryota, Metazoa, Arthropoda, Insecta, Lepidoptera, Pieridae. The record is from the annotation of a GenBank genome assembly.